This is a messenger RNA of Naegleria fowleri, 3834 nucleotides long. RefSeq lists its product as uncharacterized. The record is from RefSeq and is a predicted model, not a curated record. Bases 1 to 3834 code for a protein of 1277 amino acids. The transcript is spliced from 4 exons. Gene Ontology annotation, molecular function: protein kinase activity; ATP binding. NCBI's taxonomy places the organism in Eukaryota, Heterolobosea, Eutetramitea, Acrasida, Naegleriidae. Gene Ontology annotation, biological process: protein phosphorylation.
AUGAAAAAUCAUGAAGGCGAUCCAUCUGGAAGAAAAAUCAAGCUGUCAACUAGAAGAGUUGCCACUCUCAACGCCACUAAUAUACUAACUGUAAUAGCCUUCUUGAUUGUGCACCUAAUUGUAAUCCAUGCCCAACAAACAUCUUCUUCCAAGACUUGGUUCUUAUUGCCGAGACAUUUGACAGAAAAUGUCAACUCCCUAUCAUCAACACAAGUCAAUACGAAUCCAAAUACUAUCACACCCAUCCAGUCAUCAUCAUCGUUGUCAUCAUCAUCACUAACAGACCUCAUUCCGACAUUGUCCUCCUCCUUCUAUAAAACCAUAAAAACAAUUCCACCACAUGCUCAACCCAACCCCAACGAAACACAAGACUCUCCGAAUGACACUCCACACAUUCAAGAUUUAUUUCAAUCCACCUACAACAAUUCUCUUUAUUUAAAUUUCACCUAUUAUUUUGAUGAGGAAUCGGAUUUUGUCGAUCGAGUGUGUACGUUUGAUCUUCCCUGUAGUGAUCUUCAUGAUAUCAUGUUUGCUGUGAAUAGCACUCUUUAUUCAGAGAGUUAUUAUUAUAAUUUUACAAUAGUACCAAAUAUUGAAAGAUUUGUCAUUGUGAAUAUUGUGUUAAAAAGUAAUGCUGUAUUGAUCUAUUUGGGAUUAACAGUUCCAUCCUUCCCAAAUUUGAAAUAUUUAUUUCAUUGGACAAGUCAAGAGGGUGAAAUAAGAAAGAAUGUUGAUUGGUUAUCUUUUUUGGAUCCUCCAUCAAGGACAGAUAUCGUUUGGAUUUGUUUCUCAAAUCUCCAUUUAACGGGGUAUGAUAAUUCCAUCACACUUACAACUUAUAAUGUUGGAGUUUAUAAUUGUCAAUUUGAGAAAAUAUUUCUUCUUCCCUUUUUUGGUUCGACUUUAAUUUAUGAAAAAACUUCUCUCACUCAAGUAGACACUCGAAGAAUUGAAUAUUGUGAAACAGUAAUAUUUUAUAAUGUGGACUUGAAAGAAGAGUGUAAAAUACGUUUUCAACAAGUGAAUACUUUCAUCUUUAAUAAUGUGAAAGCCAUUGAGAGCUCAGUAGCAACCAUUCAAAUCGACUUUUCAAGAAAAACAUUCAUAAGAAAUUCAGUAUUUAAGAAUUAUUCAUCCAAAUUUGCCUUAACCAGUAAUGUGGAAGUGACUUUUGAAAAUUGUGUAUUCGACCAUGUGGUAACCUCAACAUUUGCACACUAUGGAGCUAUUGUCACUGCGUUUUUGGAAAACACAUUAUCCAUUCGAAAUUGUACUUUUUCGAGAGGAUAUUCAGCAGUUUAUGUUCGAGAGUAUACUAAAUUAGAAUUGAUCACCAGCCAAUUCUUUAAUAAUACUGUGACGAUCAUUAUUGAAUCCAAUGACAUGUUUACUCUGAACUCUGUCGUAAACCUUAUUGGAUGUGCUAUUUUGACCAUAAUUGAUUGCAAGUUUGAUCACAACGUUGGAGCACAAAAGGGUUCUGCCCUCUAUAUCAAGGAUUCCAUGGAUGCCGUUAUUCAUUGGACCUCCUUUAUGAACGGAAACGGAAGUGCCAUCUAUGUGGAAAAUAUCAAGACUACAAGUCAAGAAAAUUUUUCCAUUCGAAUUCUCAAAUCAAGGUUUGAAAAUAAUUACAGUGAUGACUAUGGAGGUGCUAUUCGAUUGUUGACAUCCAUCAAGCACUUCUCUAUAGAUCUAUCCAAAUUCAUCGGAAAUCAAGCAAGAUAUUCAGGAGGUGCCGUUUUCAUUGAAUUAGUCCAACAAGUGAGCUGGAUUGCUGGCAGUCUUUUCCAAGACAAUCGCGUUCUCUACAGUGGAUCUCAUGACCAUGAACAGUUCUACAAAGGAAGAGGAGGAGCUGUUUUUCUCCUCUUCUCAACACCCACUCCUCUCGCCAUUGCUGAUUCUUUCUUUGUACACAAUCAAGCUAAUAUUGGAGGAGCUCUCUCGUAUGCCUACACAAGUGUUAAGAACAUCUUUAAUUGUACCUUUGAAAAGAAUGUGGCACAAAAGACAGGAGGUGCCAUCUUUCACUUCUCACCUUCACCGAAGACAAGCACCAACUUUUCAAUGGUGCAAUUUGAAAAUAAUCAAGCAGGUGUGUAUGGAAAUGAUUACUUUAGUUCUGUCACGUCUGUGAGGUUUGAUCAAAUUGAAGUCGAGUUGUAUCCAGGCCAAACGGUGAAUAUUUCGCUAACCACAUUUGUGGAUACCACACAAGCUCCCACUAAUGUCGAAAGUUAUUUAGUUUCAACUUCAAAUCAAAAUUUAGAGAUGGGUAUUCAAGAAUAUUCAAACUUUGUCAGUCUCAAACUCUACUCCUUCAUCGAUAUUGAAACAUUACAAGGAAGUAUCAUCCACACGACACUUUUACUCGAAUCCAAGAAAAAAACUUCUUUUUUCAAGUUCAAAUUAAUGUCAUGCCCAAAAGGAAAAUUGUUACAAAAUUCCAUGCUCCCUGAAAUUAACAAAUUUACAUUUGUUUGUGUCGAUGAGCCGUCAAAUUCUCUUGGAUUAAUUCUUGGUAUUUCCAUUCCUUUCUUUCUAAUAUUUUUUUUAUUAGGUUCUCUUUUCACCAGUGGUUGCAUUUUCAUUGCUUGGCGAAUCAAACAAAAAUUGAAUAGACUUGCCAUAAAAGAAAAAGCUGAAAAGGAUGUAGAAAAGAAAAUACUUGAUAAGAAAAUUAUUUUUGACAAUUGGGCGAAAGGUCCAACGGUUAGCAAUGCCAGUGAAGACUCCAUGACAGCUCCUCUGAUUCACAAUGACAGUUGUGACGCUACUCUUUCACACACUAGUCAUGAGAUGAGACAAUUCAAAAACAAGAAGGAAUCAUUCUUGAUUUCAAUUGAUGAUUUAAAAAUUAUCAAAAAAAUUGCUGAGGGAGGUUAUGGUGUCAUUUAUCAGGCCAAGUUAUGGAACAAAUUGGAUGUGGCAAUUAAAACUCUGAAACAAAUUGAUGAUGGACUCAUUAACGAUUUACAAGAUGAUGAAGAAUUUGAAAAGGAAGUUUCUGUAUUAGCAAAUUUAAAUCAUCCAAACAUUUUGAAAUUUUAUGGAAUUUCAGUGACUGAAACUAGCAAGUACAUGAUUACAGAGUAUUUAGAGAAUGGAUCCUUAGAAAGAAUGUUGCAAAGUUGUAGAUUUGGAAAAACUAUUUUAUCAUUUGAAAAGAAAUUGCAAAUGCUUGAGGAUGUGAGUUGUGGAAUGAACUAUCUUCAUUCUCUGAAUCCAGCAAUUAUUCAUAGAGAUUUAAAACCAGGAAACAUUUUGAUCAAGAGUGAUCAUACCUGUAAAGUUUGCGAUUUUGGAUUAUCGAGAGUGAUUGGAAAUAAUACAAACAAAACCAUGACUAAGAAUGUUGGCACCUUUUUCUACAUGAGUCCAGAACUCAUCUCGGAUGCCACUAGCUAUGGAGAUGGAAUUCAAGUUGUGCCCAAUUCUCAAGAAAAAGCAUUAAGAGCGACCAAGAUUGAUAUAUAUAGCUUUGGAAUUAUCAUGUGGGAAUUGUUUUUUGAGUUAAUUCCAUAUUCUGAAAGUCCAAAAAUUGGAACUCAAGGAAAAGGAAUUGCAUUUGUGAAUAUUUUGAGUUGUGUCAUGCAAGGAGCAAGACCAGCAAUUCCUUUCCAAAAUAAGGAAGAGUUGAAAGAAUGGUUACAAUUAUAUCCUGUAAUGGCCAGAGAAGGAGGCCAAAGUGCAACGAACUGUGAUUUAGAAUCCAUCAUUUUGAGCUAUUUUGAAUUGGUAAGAAGAUGUUGGAGUCAAGAGGUUAUACAUCGUCCAUCUUUUGCAGUCAUUCUCGAAGAACUCAGAAAACUGAAAUCCAAACUCUCGUGA